This is a messenger RNA of Macrosiphum euphorbiae (potato aphid), 618 nucleotides long. NCBI's taxonomy places the organism in Eukaryota, Metazoa, Arthropoda, Insecta, Hemiptera, Aphididae. The record is from the annotation of a GenBank genome assembly.
AUGAAUCAUAGAUUAGAGCUGGCCGUUAGUGAUGCAGUUAAAGAUGUUAACGCUACAAAUCAUUUCAAAUCAUUUAUGGAUUCAUUAUAUGUUCUAUAUAAUGCAUCACCAAAAAAUCAAAAUGAACUAAAAAAUAUCUGUAAUGAUUUGGAUACUAUGUUCUUAAAAGUUGGACGUGUAUUGGAUGUCCGCUGGGUGGCAAGUAGUUCGAGGGCAGUUAAAGUGGUAUGGAAAAUGUAUGAAGGUUUAUGUAACCAUUUUUUAAAUGCAUCAUCAGACCCAAAUAGAGAUAGUAAAACAAGAGCCAAGUACAGUGGAUUAAGAAAAAGGCUAGCUAGUCCUGAAUUCCUAUUAGAUCUUGGUCUAAUGUGUGAUUGUCUUAAUGAACUAUCAGUUUUGUCAAACAUACUCCAGAAGCGUUCUUUAACUUUAAUUCAAGCUCAUCAACAUAUAAAUAGAAGUAUAAGAGUUUUGACUUCAUUAAAAGACUUAAAGGGUGAAUAUUUGACCAAAGCGACAAAUGCUACAAAUAACAUGAAUUUUAAAAAUAUUACAUUAGAAAAAGAGGAAAGAGUUAAGAGGAAAGAGGAAAAAAAAAGCAUUUGGAAAAUAUUAUAG